Vicugna pacos (alpaca) is the source of this 2738-nucleotide messenger RNA. RefSeq names its product DDB1 and CUL4 associated factor 11 (gene DCAF11). NCBI's taxonomy places the organism in Eukaryota, Metazoa, Chordata, Mammalia, Artiodactyla, Camelidae. Gene Ontology annotation, cellular component: Cul4-RING E3 ubiquitin ligase complex. The record is from RefSeq and is a predicted model, not a curated record. Gene Ontology annotation, biological process: proteasome-mediated ubiquitin-dependent protein catabolic process. Gene Ontology annotation, molecular function: protein binding.
CAGGGCGUCACGUGAUGUCCGCUGUCCGCCGGCCGCGGAGCCCGGAGAUGUGACGAAGGAGGCGCGUGACGAAGGAGCGGUUGGCCGACGCCGCGGCUGCCGUCCGUGUAAACAAGGCUUCGCGCCGCUGCGGGUCCUGCGACCACUCCUGGCUGGAUUGAGAAAGGUUUGUGUCCCUGCAGCCUUGGGAGUUGUUACAGGCUAAGGAGAAGGGAUCUCGGUCCCUAGAAAGGGUCGCCCUCCUAGAGAUAGCUACCCAUGUAUCUCAGGAGACUUUGGUAUUUCUAGAGCAGGCUUUGCUUUCACUAAACCCAAGGCGGUGACAGGAGGAGUCCCUGCACAGGACUUAAGGAUGCUGUGACCAGAAGAUGGGAUCACGGAACAGCAGCAGCGCAGGAACUGGGUCCGGAGACCCCCCUGAGGGCUUGCCCCGAAGAGGGGCUGGCCUGCGUAGGAGUGAGGAAGAGGAAGAGGAGGAUGAAGAUGUGGAUCUGGCCCAGGUACUGGCCUAUCUCCUACGCAGAGGCCAAGUGAGGUUGGUGCAGGGAGGAGGUGCAGCAAAUUUACAACUCAUCCAGGCCCUCUCGGACUCGGAGGAAGAGCAUGACAGUGCCUGGGACGGUCGUCUUGGAGACCGAUACAACCCACCCGUAGAUGCAACCCCCGACACCCGGGAGCUGGAAUGCAAUGAGAUCAAGACACAAGUGGAAUUGGCCACAGGGCGGCUAGGACUUAGGCGGAUGGCCCGGGAGCACAGCUUUCCUCAAAUGCUGCACCAGAGAGAACGGGGCCUCUGCCACCGGGGAAGCUUCUCCCUUGGAGAACGAUCUCGAGUGAUGUCUCACUUCUUGCCCAACGAUCUGGCCUUCACUGAUACCUACUCUCAGAAGGCUUUCUGUGGCAUCUACAGCAAAGAUGGUCAAAUCUUCAUGUCUGCUUGCCAAGACCAGACAAUCCGACUGUAUGACUGCCGGUAUGGCCGCUUUCGUAAAUUCAAGAGCAUCAAGGCCCGGGAUGUAGGCUGGAGCGUCUUGGAUGUGGCCUUCACCCCUGAUGGGAACCAUUUCCUUUACUCCAGCUGGUCUGAUUAUAUUCAUAUCUGCAACAUCUACGGGGAGGGAGACACACACACUGCCCUGGAUCUAAGGCCAGAUGAGAGACGCUUUGCUGUCUUCUCCAUCGCUGUCUCUUCAGAUGGACGAGAAGUCCUCGGAGGGGCCAAUGAUGGCUGCCUGUAUGUCUUUGAUCGAGAACAGAACCGGCGUACCCUUCAGAUUGAGUCCCAUGAGGAUGAUGUGAACGCAGUGGCCUUUGCUGACAUAAGCUCCCAAAUCCUGUUCUCUGGUGGUGACGACGCCAUCUGCAAAGUGUGGGAUCGACGCACUAUGCGGGAGGAUGACCCCAAGCCCGUGGGCGCACUGGCUGGACACCAGGACGGCAUCACCUUCAUUGACAGCAAGGGUGAUGCCCGGUAUCUCAUCUCCAACUCCAAGGACCAGACCAUCAAGCUCUGGGAUAUACGGCGCUUUUCUAGCCGGGAAGGCAUGGAAGCCUCGCGCCAGGCUGCCACACAGCAAAACUGGGACUACCGCUGGCAGCAGGUGCCCAAAAAAGCCUGGCGGAAGCUGAAGCUCCCAGGGGACAGUUCCUUGAUGACCUACCGGGGCCACGGGGUGCUGCACACCCUCAUCCGCUGCCGAUUCUCCCCCGCCCAUAGCACCGGCCAGCAGUUCAUCUACAGUGGCUGCUCCACCGGCAAAGUGGUCGUGUACAACCUCCUGAGUGGCCACAUCGUGAAGAAGCUGACCAACCACAAGGCCUGUGUGCGUGACGUCAGCUGGCACCCCUUUGAGGAGAAGAUUGUUAGCAGUUCGUGGGAUGGCCACCUGCGUCUGUGGCAGUACCGCCAGGCUGAGUACUUCCAGGAUGACAUGCCAGAGUCUGAGGAACACCCUAGCACCCCUGCCUCAGUGCCCCACCCCUCUGCAGCCUUUUCCUCGCCCCAGUAGAUCUGACCUCCAGCCCCAUUCAUGGGUAGGGACAUGGAGAUGUGCAGAGGUCAGGCACUAUGGAGCAGACCCAUGGUGUGGGCAGUAGGGGAGCUUGAGUUCACAUGCUGCUCAAUUCCCCAUUAUCUCUAAGGCAGUUUUCAAACCAGGAUACACACCUCCAGGGGGUUUUAAAGACACUGCAUAGGGUUAAAAGAUGUACCCAUUUUAACAGUGAAACAGGUCAUUUUAAAAGAAUAGUCCAGAUGCCCAGCCUCCAUGUGCUCUCUUUCCUUCAGCUGAUCUACCUGUGUGACACUGUCAGGCCAGAUCUCCUUCCCCACCAGCCCUUUUCUUCACCCUAGAGAUGCCACCCAUCUUACCCAGAACUGUAUUACCUCCAGGGUGCCAAAGGUAAAGGCAAAUUAAAAUUAUUAGUGUCCUCAAAGCCUCAUUUAAUUAAGGCCCCAAGGACCAACUGUUCUUCUCAUUAAGAGAUGUAUUUCCAAUACAAUUUUAGUUUAUUAUUAAUUAUCAAACUGUGUGAAAUGUUUGUUGUACUAAUUAUACAUUUUGUACUAUUAACAAUUUUAAAAUUUGUACUACUAACAAUAUAUGAAAAUUCAAUCUGGAAGAGAAAAAAUUUCACUUUUAGGGCUUUAUGAUCACAGGAAAUGUGUAAAAAUUGUUUCAGAUUUGUAUAUUUUUUGCAGAGAAGUAUAAUCAAUAAAAGACUUUCAGGCAUAAAAA